UUGAAUCUCAGAAACGUAUGCACUCACUGUGGUUUUGUAAGCGCGUGUCAGGAGAGAAGUCUUGGGUUGUCAGCACUCACCAGUCACCACUCAGCACCGAACUCUGUUUUCUCGAAGACCGACACUUAGAAGCGACACUUUCGUCCUUACGUGCCCUUCAAUUCUCUGAGGAACAGAGAUCGCAGGAAGUGGAAAGGAAGCUCCUGGUUCUUUAGAAGCUUUGAUCAGGCAUAGGCUUUUGUUCUCUUCCUGUUCCUGCAAUAGUUUCAGUUACUGUAACUCUUUGGAUCUUCCACUGAGUUUCCGUUACUGUCUUUUCUGUCUUAUGGUUGUUUAUCCAUUGUAUAAUUGCUGGUUGUGUUGGGUUUUCAAUAAUUUUACUUGAUUGAUUUUUCUUAUCAUCAAUCGUCGAUUCAUCUCUCCCGGAGUUUUUGUUUCUCUGUUUCCCUUUUUGUUUUGGGUGUUGGAUUGGGAUGGAGGAGCGUUACGAGCCAUUGAAGGAACUUGGGUCGGGGAACUUUGGUGUGGCGAGGCUAGUCAGAGACAAGAAGACGAAGGAGCUUGUUGCGGUUAAGUAUAUCGAGAGGGGGAAGAAGAUUGAUGAAAAUGUUAAGAGGGAAAUAAUCAAUCACAGGGCUUUGAGGCAUCCGAACAUUGUCCGGUUUAAGGAGGUCUUGUUGACACCAACACAUCUAGCUAUAGUGAUGGAAUAUGCAGCUGGUGGUGAGCUCUUUGAGAGGAUAUGCAGUGCUGGUAGAUUUAGUGAGGAUGAGGCUAGGUUUUUCUUCCAACAACUAAUUUCUGGAGUUAGCUACUGCCAUUCUAUGCAAAUUUGUCAUAGGGACCUGAAAUUGGAGAAUACACUGUUGGAUGGAAAUGCAACACCACGUCUUAAAAUAUGUGACUUUGGUUAUUCUAAGUCUGCUUUACUACACUCACAACCAAAAUCAACAGUAGGAACACCAGCAUACAUUGCUCCAGAAGUCCUAUCAAGGAAGGAAUAUGAUGGCAAGAUUGCAGAUGUUUGGUCCUGUGGUGUGACACUUUAUGUCAUGUUAGUUGGAGCAUAUCCAUUUGAGGAUCCUGAUGAUCCUAGAAAUAUUCGGAAGGCCAUUGGUAGAAUAAUGGGAGUUCAGUACUCCAUACCUGACUAUGUACGUGUCUCAGCAGAUUGCAGACAGCUCCUUACUCGAAUUUUUGUUGCUAAUCCAGCAAAGAGGAUCACCAUUCCAGAGAUAAAAAAGCAUCCUUGGUUUCUAAAGAACUUGCCAAAGGAACUAGUUGAAUAUGAGAAAAAUUAUGAGGAUCCAAACAAGGACCAACCAGCUCAAAGCAUUGAAGAAAUAAAUCGGAUUAUCGAAGAGGCACGUGUACCUGCAAAAAGUUCCAAAGCUGGAGGACCGUCUUCACUUGGGUUGGUUGACCCUGAUGAUGGGGAGGCUGAUGUAGAAUCUGAGGUGGACAACAGCGUUGACUACGCAUCCCGAGUAUAAUCUCAGUUUGCAUUCUGCUGUUAUGAAGGCAUGCAUCUGUAAAAUAUAUUCCGCAGUAUUGGUAAUCUAAGAAGUACUAUAUUGUUGCCUUUUCUGUAUAGUGUCAUGCUAUUAGACUUGGAUAGAGUGCUGGUUUAUGGUAGAAGAAGUAAUGUUUUGCAAGAUAUACUGGCAGCAGACACUAUCCAAGUAAAUUGAAGUUGGAACAUGGGUCUGGUUUGAUUUUCUUCUGCUUAUAGAUUAACCCAUUAGUCUUGUGUAUUUUACUUUUUUAUAUUGGCUUAAAACUAGUUACAUGCUUGCUUCUCUCUA
Messenger RNA from Nelumbo nucifera (sacred lotus), 1805 nucleotides. RefSeq names its product serine/threonine-protein kinase SAPK3-like. Lineage: Eukaryota; Viridiplantae; Streptophyta; Magnoliopsida; Proteales; Nelumbonaceae. Gene Ontology annotation, molecular function: ATP binding; protein serine/threonine kinase activity. The record is from RefSeq and is a predicted model, not a curated record. Gene Ontology annotation, biological process: protein phosphorylation.